GGCCCUGUUUUGGCGGAGCGGGGUGCGCGGCUGGGCCCCUGAAGUGGGGCGAGAGGGGAGGCGCUUCGCCGGUUCCGCCGCCGCCGCCGGAGAGGCUCGUCGUCGGGACCCAGCGUCGGCUCGCCGGGCUUCCCUCAGGAUCGAUGCACCGCGGUUAACCCGUGAGGAGGCGGCGGCCGCGGAAGAUGGUGUCGCCGACAGUGUUAAUUCUGCUCCUCUCCUGGGCUGCGGGGCUGGGAGGUCAGUAUGGAAAUCCUCUAAAUAAAUACAUUAGACAUUAUGAAGGAUUAUCUUACAAUGUGGAUUCAUUACACCAAAAACACCAGCGUGCCAAACGAGCAGUCUCACACGAAGACCAGUUUUUACGUCUAGAUUUUCAUGCCCAUGGAAGACAAUUCAACCUACGAAUGAAGAGGGACACUUCCCUUUUUAGUGAUGAAUUUAAAGUAGAAACAUCAAAUAAAGUACUUGAUUAUGAUACCUCUCAUAUUUACACUGGACAUAUUUAUGGUGAAGAAGGAAGCUUUAGUCAUGGGUCUGUCAUUGAUGGACGGUUUGAAGGUUUCAUCCAGACUCGUGGUGGCACAUUCUAUGUUGAGCCAGCGGAGAGAUAUAUUAAAGACCGGAUCCUGCCGUUUCACUCUGUCAUUUAUCAUGAAGAUGACAUUAACUAUCCUCAUAAAUACGGCCCACAGGGGGGCUGUGCAGAUCACUCCGUCUUUGAAAGGAUGCGGAAAUACCAAAUGACCGGAACAGAGGAAGGGGCGCAGGCACGUCAAGAGGAGCAUGCUGCUGGUAUUGGUCCUGAGCUCCUAAGGAAAAAGCGCACAACUCUGGCUGAAAGAAAUACUUGCCAACUCUAUAUCCAGACAGAUCACUUGUUCUUUAAAUACUACGGAACGCGAGAAGCCGUGAUUGCCCAGAUAUCCAGUCAUGUUAAGGCAAUUGAUACAAUUUACCAGACUACAGACUUCUCCGGAAUCCGUAACAUCAGCUUCAUGGUGAAACGCAUAAGAAUCAAUACAACCUCUGAUGAAAAGGACCCUACAAAUCCUUUCCGCUUCCCAAAUAUUGGUGUGGAGAAGUUCCUGGAGCUGAACUCAGAGCAGAAUCACGAUGACUACUGCUUGGCCUACGUCUUCACGGACCGCGACUUUGAUGACGGUGUCCUCGGUCUGGCGUGGGUCGGAGCCCCUUCAGGAAGCUCUGGAGGAAUAUGUGAGAAAAGCAAGUUGUAUUCAGAUGGCAAGAAGAAGUCGCUGAACACUGGCAUUAUCACCGUUCAGAACUAUGGCUCUCAUGUGCCUCCCAAAGUCUCUCAUAUUACUUUUGCUCAUGAAGUUGGACAUAACUUUGGAUCUCCACAUGAUUCUGGAACAGAGUGCACACCAGGAGAAUCUAAGAACUUAGGACAAAAAGAAAAUGGCAAUUACAUCAUGUAUGCAAGGGCAACGUCUGGAGACAAACUUAACAACAACAAGUUUUCACUCUGCAGUAUUAGAAACAUAAGCCAAGUACUUGAGAAGAAGAGAAACAACUGUUUUGUUGAAUCUGGCCAGCCUAUAUGUGGGAAUGGGAUGGUGGAACAAGGUGAAGAAUGCGACUGUGGCUACAGUGACCAGUGUAAAGACGAGUGUUGCUUCGAUGCAAACCAGCCAGAGGGGAAGAAAUGCAAGCUGAGGCCUGGGAAGCAGUGCAGUCCGAGUCAAGGACCUUGCUGUACAGCACAGUGCACAUUCAAGUCGAAGUCUGAGAAGUGUCGGGAUGAUUCUGACUGUGCAAAGGAAGGGAUAUGCAAUGGCUUUACUGCACUCUGCCCAGCAUCUGAUCCCAAGCCUAACUUUACAGACUGUAACAGGCAUACACAAGUGUGCAUCAACGGGCAAUGCGCCGGUUCCAUCUGUGAGAAGUAUGACUUGGAGGAGUGCACCUGCGCCAGCUCUGACGGCAAAGAUGACAAGGAGUUGUGCCACGUUUGCUGCAUGAAGAAAACGGCUCCGUCAACUUGUGCCAGUACAGGCUCUUUGCAGUGGAAUAAGCAGUUCAGUGGUCGGACUAUCACUCUGCAGCCGGGCUCUCCUUGCAAUGACUUCAGAGGCUACUGUGACGUUUUCAUGCGGUGCAGAUUAGUAGAUGCUGAUGGCCCUCUAGCUAGGCUGAAAAAAGCAAUUUUUAGUCCACAACUUUACGAAAACAUUGCUGAGUGGAUUGUGGCUCAUUGGUGGGCAGUACUGCUUAUGGGAAUUGCCCUGAUCAUGUUAAUGGCUGGAUUUAUCAAGAUUUGCAGUGUUCACACUCCAAGUAGUAAUCCAAAGUUGCCUCCUCCUAAACCACUUCCAGGCACUUUAAAGAGGAGGAGGCCGCCGCAGCCCAUUCAGCAGCCCCCGCGUCAGAGGCCCCGGGAGAGUUAUCAAAUGGGACACAUGCGACGCUAACUGCAGCUUUUGCCUUGGUUCUUCCUAGUGCCUACAGUGGGAAAACUUCACUCCAAAGAGAAACCUGUUAAGUCAUCAUCUCCAAAUGAAACCCUCACAGUUAAUAGUUGAAGAAAAAAAUAGCAAGAGAUCAUGUCCUCAGACCAGGUGGAAUUACUUAAAAUUUAAAGCCUGAGAAUUCCAAUUGGGGGGGGGGGGGGGGAUGGAAAAGGAACCCAAUUUUCUUAUGGACAGAUAUUUUUAACCUAAUGGCACAAAGUCUUAGAAUGUUAUUAUGUGCCCCGUGUUCCCUGUUCUUCGUUGCUGCAUUUUCUUCACUUGCAGACGGACUUGGCUCUCGAUAAACUUUUAUCACAAAUUGAAAUAUAUUUUUUUCAACUGCCAAUCAAGGCGGGGAGGCUCGACCACCUCAACAUUGGGUACAUCACUUGCCAA
Molecule: messenger RNA, 2870 nt
Organism: Acomys russatus (golden spiny mouse)
Lineage: Eukaryota; Metazoa; Chordata; Mammalia; Rodentia; Muridae
Gene: Adam10
Product: ADAM metallopeptidase domain 10
Exons: 16
Coding region: 186-2435 (749 amino acids)
Biological process (GO): membrane protein ectodomain proteolysis; Notch signaling pathway
Cellular component (GO): plasma membrane; synaptic membrane
Molecular function (GO): heme binding; metalloendopeptidase activity involved in amyloid precursor protein catabolic process; electron transfer activity
Source: RefSeq, a predicted model, not a curated record